AUGAGACGCCGCUCCAUGCACAUCCAGAAGCACGAGUGCUCUUCUUGCGGCUACCCUUCCGCCAAGACCCGCAAGUGUACGUCUCCCUCCCCCUCCUCCUCCUCCUCCUCGUGUCCCGUCCUGGGGCCAACACCUCCCAAGCUGCCCGGGAGGGGCCUCCCGCAGCGCAGGACCAUGAGCACCGAGAAGCGCCCGAAACAAAUGGCGCAACGAGUCGUGGCUAACGUGGAGGGGAAAACAGACAACUGGGGCGAGAAGGCUAAGCGAAGAAAGACCGUCGGCACCGGCCGCUGUCGCUACCUCAAGGACGUCUCUCGCCUGUUCAAGAACGGCUUCCGGACCGGCACUCCCAAGGGUGCCCGUGGCCCUUCCUCCAAGGCGGAGUAG
Molecule: messenger RNA, 387 nt
Organism: Metarhizium album ARSEF 1941
Lineage: Eukaryota; Fungi; Ascomycota; Sordariomycetes; Hypocreales; Clavicipitaceae
Product: 60S ribosomal protein L37
Exons: 2
Coding region: 1-387 (128 amino acids)
Biological process (GO): translation
Cellular component (GO): ribosome; cytosolic large ribosomal subunit
Molecular function (GO): RNA binding; structural constituent of ribosome
Source: RefSeq, a predicted model, not a curated record